Messenger RNA from Chrysochloris asiatica (Cape golden mole), 927 nucleotides. It is a transcript of the gene TAS2R1, whose product is annotated as taste receptor type 2 member 1-like. NCBI's taxonomy places the organism in Eukaryota, Metazoa, Chordata, Mammalia, Afrosoricida, Chrysochloridae. Bases 1 to 927 code for a protein of 308 amino acids. Gene Ontology annotation, cellular component: membrane. The transcript is spliced from 3 exons. Gene Ontology annotation, molecular function: bitter taste receptor activity; G protein-coupled receptor activity. Gene Ontology annotation, biological process: detection of chemical stimulus involved in sensory perception of bitter taste; sensory perception of taste; G protein-coupled receptor signaling pathway. The record is from RefSeq and is a predicted model, not a curated record.
AUGGAUUUGGUCAAGACGAGAACGUGGACUUCCCUGACUCUCCUUCUCUCCUGUCUGGCCAUCUUCCGGAUUUGCCUGCAGGUGUUGUUCUUCUACACAACACUCUUCCUUCUCUCUUUGACAGAAAUAUCUUUAAUGAGUGGACAUUUUGCUAUUUGCAUGCUUAUCAAUGAUUUAGGACUCUGGUGUGCCACGUGGCUUGGUGUUUUCUACUGUGCCAAGAUUGCCAUCAUUGCUAACCCACUCUUCCGCUGGCUGAAGAAGAGGAUCUCCAAGCUGGUACCCUGGCUCAUCUUGAUGUCUCUGUUCUAUUCAUCCAUGAUUUCUGUUGGCCACAGCCAAUACACAUGGCUGAUUUCCAAAAAUAUACUGUUGCGGUAUCUCUCAAGAAAUGUCACAACCCUGAGCAAAGAAAUCUCUGCUUUCCCAUACAUCUUUCUUGUCAUGGGACUUGGACUGCCAUUGCUGAUAUUCCUAUUUGCUGUCCUUCUCCUCGUUGUCUCCCUUUGGAGACACUCCAGGAAGAUGAGUCGCAUGGUGGACAGAGCCGGGGACCUGACCAGAUGCUCCUACCUCAGCUCAAUGUCAUCUAUACUGUCCUUUCUCCUUCUCUACUUGUCACACUAUGUGGCUGGCUUCCUGAUUGCAUCUCAGAUCCUCCCGUCUGGGAGCCUCACCUUCCUGAAAGGGGUGGCCUGGCCUCAGGCCCCUCCACGAGCUCGCCGAGGGCCCUCCACCCGCACGCUCAGUCCCCCGCACGUACCCCCGGCGGUCGAGCUGCCACGCAGGCGCGGCGGCCCAGGGACUACCUUGCGCUGUCCCCAUUUGACCCCCUUAGCCCACCUGACCAAGCCAGAGCGCAGCCUCAACGGACCCCUAGGGACCCGCAAGGAAGAGGCCCCUGGAAGAGCGCGCUCACCCCUCUAG